Gamsiella multidivaricata is the source of this 504-nucleotide messenger RNA. RefSeq lists its product as uncharacterized. The transcript is spliced from 2 exons. The record is from RefSeq and is a predicted model, not a curated record. Lineage: Eukaryota; Fungi; Mortierellomycota; Mortierellomycetes; Mortierellales; Mortierellaceae. Bases 1 to 504 code for a protein of 167 amino acids.
AUGUCGCUUUCAUCAUACUUCAACGCACUGUUCAACGGCCAGAACAUUUUACUGGUCACCAAAACCGUGACGAUCGCUUCGAUGGGUAUCGCGGCCGGGGCCGGAUUGAGCUACAACGCCAUGAUCAUGCCAGCGGUCCAAAAAUUCUCGCCCAUGAACGCCCUCGCAGUCUGGUGUGAGUGCGCCUUCCCUGCUAUGUUGAUCCAAAUCACCGCAAUUGCGACGAGUGUGAUCGGAGGAACGAUUGUGUACUACAAGACCAAGAACCGGUCCUUCCUAUACGGCGCCAUGAUCAUGGCCUCGGUGCUUCCUUAUACGGGAGUGAUGUUCUUCCCGAUCAAUAGCGAAUUGUUUAGGAUGAACAAGUCCGGGAUUGACGACGGCACGGUUUGGGAAAAGAUGCAGCAGUGGAACAGGAACCAGUAUGGACGCGUGUUGUUGAAUGUUGCGGCCAUGGUCGUUACGCUCUUUGGAGGGUUGCAGGGCAAGACGAAGACCGUCUAG